UACACACUGGUGCUGACGGCACCUACCCCGCUGUUGGCUCGAGGCUCUCUGCCUACCUCCGGCCGCAGGAAAUAAAUCAGUGGCUCGUGUCAAGAACAGCAAUAAGAAAAACAACAAUAACGACGGCGACGACGGCAACGACGAUCACACAGCAAUCAUAGCACACAGAAAGAUAACAAGUCAAGAUGGGCUCGACCACGCUCCUCCGCGGCUUCAAAGUCUCAGUCGCCGUCCUCGACGCCUUCCUCGCAGCCAACAAGGUUGACGAGACCUACGGCACCCCGCCCUUCUACAAAGAUCACCCCGACCGCGACCCCAUCUCGAAGCUCCUCUUUUCCAAGAUUGCUCGCUUCGACGAGAACGCGGAUAAGAACAAGUUUCGCGUCGUAAUCCCCUCCGUCGAGAGCCGAGAUAUCGCCACCACCGCAUACGUCACGUACGCAUGGGCGAGCGUCGUCGCGCAUCGCGAGGUCGACCUAGAGCAUGACCUGCCUGCUGAGCUUCCGAAAGGUUUUGAGGAGCUCAGGUCGGAAAUUCUAUCUUUUAGCGACAAGGUGGAGGCAAAGGACAGGAUUGCAGACGAUGGAAAGAUAGGGGUGUAUCUUGUUGUCACGUACGGGCUUCGCGGUCAUCGUGGUCCGCCAGAGGAUCAGUGAGGGGGCGGUUAUUGUAGAGGGAAUAAGGUGCCUAAUUAAUGAUGGAACUUCCGGUGCAAAGUUUUCCCCCUCGGUAUUGCGAUUGGUGUGGUGUCGUCUUUGAUGUAGAGGUUAUGCAGAGCAAGGGGCAACAGCAUCAUUAUUGAAGUUCAUGUCAUUAAGAGCGCCUGGUUUGUUCCUGAAUGCUUUGGGGAAUAAAGUUCUCUUCUGAUGUCGAGCCUCAGUCGCUCGAAACCGUAGCUUUGGAGUUGC
Messenger RNA from Thermothelomyces thermophilus ATCC 42464, 908 nucleotides. RefSeq lists its product as uncharacterized. The transcript has a single exon. The record is from RefSeq and is a predicted model, not a curated record. The coding region runs from base 186 to 656 and encodes 156 amino acids. Lineage: Eukaryota; Fungi; Ascomycota; Sordariomycetes; Sordariales; Chaetomiaceae.